GGAACUGCUCCGAAAUCCGAAUUCAAGAGUCCCCGAGUCGACAGGCCACAAAUCCCAAUUCCAAAACCUUUUCUCCGUCCCAUCGCCGGCGAUCUUCUCCUUCGCCGCCAAUGGAUCUCUCCGCUGUCCAGGCUGCCCUCUCCGACAAGUCCUACUCCACCCUCGCCUCCCUCUGCGACGAACUUCUCCUCCAGGCCGCGUCCCAGGGAUUCACCACCGACGAAUGGCCCUACUCUGUCCACCUGCUUGCCCACCUCUACAUCAAUGACCUGAACAGCGCGCGGUUCUUCUGGAAGUCGUUGCCGCAGGAGGUCAAGGACACGCGGCCGGAGCUCGCCGCUGUCUGGAGGAUUGGUCAGUGCCUCUGGAAAAGAGAUUAUGCUGGCGUCAACACGGCUGCACAGGGGUUCGAGUGGGGUCCUGACCUCGCUGACUUCAUCACUGCCUUCCUAGAGAGCUACAGACAGAGGAUAUUCAAGCUGUUGACUUCUGCAUAUUCCACAAUUAGAGUUGCUGAUGUGGCUCAUUUCAUGGGGAUGAGUGAGGAGGAUGCGACAAACUAUGCUGUGCAAAACGGUUGGAGUUUGGAUGCAGCGGCCAAGAUGCUUACUGUCAAAAAGCCAAAGUCUCAGACCAACCAGAAGCUUGAUGCUAGCAAACUGCAGCGUUUGACUGAGUGUGUUUUCCACCUUGAGAACUGAUGUUCACUGUCAAUCGUGUUGUGUCCCUGUUUCUUCUCUGCUCCACAUUGUAAGAAGCAUGUUUACCAUGUGACAGCUAUAUGCCUGAGCGACUUGGCCCCUUUCGGCCGAAAAGGGGUGAUCUCUG
Zea mays is the source of this 828-nucleotide messenger RNA. Its product is annotated as COP9 signalosome complex subunit 8. Bases 111 to 701 code for a protein of 196 amino acids. Lineage: Eukaryota; Viridiplantae; Streptophyta; Magnoliopsida; Poales; Poaceae. The transcript has 5 exons. The record is from RefSeq and is marked provisional. Gene Ontology annotation, cellular component: COP9 signalosome. Gene Ontology annotation, biological process: protein deneddylation; COP9 signalosome assembly.